UUCAUUGAGAUCUUCACCCACCCUGAACUACCGAAUGAGAGAGAAGCGCAACAGCUCCUGGAGCGGGUCGCGAGAAUGGUGCGGCCAGUAAUGCUCUCCAACCGUCUCUCCGGAGAGUCACUGUACGAGGGAAUGGACACUGAGUUCGCCGAGAUUUCUGACGACGGCGUCGCCGAUGACAAUAUUCUAAUGGGUAUGCACACGUUGAAUCUGGCAGGGGAGCAGCAAAUAUUUCUGCGCCUACGGCAUCCUGCCAACAUAUCCUGCUUUGUGGACGAGGUGCAGAUUUGCGACACGUUGCUACACGAGCUGAUGCACAACAUUCACAGGGACCACGAGGCUCCGUUCAGGGCGAUGUGGCACCGUCUGAGACUCGAAUUCCUCGAUCUGAUGAAUAGGGGUGCCGUCCAUGUUGAUGGAUUC
Tricharina praecox is the source of this 423-nucleotide messenger RNA. Its product is annotated as WLM domain-containing protein. Lineage: Eukaryota; Fungi; Ascomycota; Pezizomycetes; Pezizales; Pyronemataceae. The record is from RefSeq and is a predicted model, not a curated record. The annotation marks the transcript as partial. The transcript has a single exon.